AUGAAACAAGAGCAGAUUUUUUCAUUUUCAAAUUUGGUAAGCACUUCACUGACUAAGAAAACAGUAGAUACUGAUGGGCAAAAAGGAAAUUGGUUCCAUAUAAGAUGGAUUCGUUAUGAAAAAAUGUAUGAUCAGUUGCAGUUUAAGUAUAGUCUCAAUCCAGAAGAACCAUUUAGAGUCUUAGACCUCACACAAAGUGGUAAAAGAGGAAGACCAAAAAAUAUAACAACAUAUUCCACAGAAUUAACCAAUUGUUAUACAAGUCCUUUACCCAUCAAUCCAAAAAAAAAACAAGAUUUGUUGAGUCUAUUACCUUUGAUACAUGAAGACUGCCAUAGCUUCUACCAAAAAUUAAAAACUUCUAAUGAUGCUGCUGAACUGUUAUUAAUCAGUGAUUCUUCCUCAGAUGAAGGAUAA
This is a messenger RNA of Macrosiphum euphorbiae (potato aphid), 417 nucleotides long. The record is from the annotation of a GenBank genome assembly. NCBI's taxonomy places the organism in Eukaryota, Metazoa, Arthropoda, Insecta, Hemiptera, Aphididae.